UGUAAUUCUACUCUUUUCCCAUCCCUCACAUUCAGCUUAAAAUUAUAAAAUCUUUCCUAUAAUCGAGUUUCGAUAGUAAGCCUUCCUCAAACAAAGAAGCCUUGGCCUUCAAAGAAAGUUGUAGAAGAUAUUGAAAAAUCUAAGUUCCGAACCGAUGAAGGAGAAGUCAGCCUAUAUGAUCCCAAGCUUUCUCUCAAGAGGCUUGGUGAUAAGUACACAAACCACAAGAGCAUUAUUCUAGGAAACCUUCCUAAUGAAGAGGUCUAAUAAGGCUAGUAUGCCUCGGAUUUCCAAAAAGAACCUAGAAAUGAAAGAUAUGCAAAGCCAAUUUGCCACACCACGGUAUAAUUUCUUACAAAAUGGAGAUCCCAUGAGCGGCCAGCUAACCCCGAGAGGAUCUGUGUCAGCUAAUAAAGACAAAAGUCCUGAACAAAAGCAGUUUAUGAAGCAUGUCAGGUCUACUAUUUUCAAUAAAUUUGAUAUUGAGUAUACUAACAAUUUGAGGAAAUUUGAUGCAAGGAGUAAAGAAAAUUUAGUUCUUAGUAAAAGUAAGAGCACUAAGAACACUCAGGAACUUCCAAAGAUCAUCAAGAGUAAUGACCCUCCAACUGGGCUCACGAAGAUUAUUGAAGAGAAAUAAAAUCGCAAUGGCAGUAACUUCUAAGAGAAAUAAGCAUAAUAAACAUGCAUCUCUUCCAAAAGUCAGAGAACCUGUGAAAAAGCUUCUCACCAAUAUGAAGAAGAUUAAUCGAGGCAAAAUGCUAUCAGUUCAGCCAGAAAUUUCUGCGAUCUCUAAGGUGAACAUCAGUAUUCCAAAAUUGAAAAGAGGAAAGUCCAAGUUAAAACUGGCUCCAUUGAAACAAAAUAUGCCGAAGACCCAUAGGAACUCUCAAUUCAAAAGUGUCACCAUCCGAGGCAUAAAUGAGACUUACAAAAAGAUAAAUAUUAUAAACACCAAAUAAGUUAGCCAAGGAUAUCAACACCAGUAUGAAGAAUCAAAGGAAAAUUAACAAAUUUUUACCAGUUGAAGACUCUGAUGAAAAUUCUCAGAGCGACCAUAAUUUACUAAAUACUCCUAUUUGAGACCCGAAUACAAGUAGAAUUUCCAGCAUUGCACAGAAUUUUGUGCCAAAAUUCAACUCAAAGAUAUACAAUCAAGACAGUCAUAGCUCUUUUGACUCUGAGAAUUUGCUUAAAGAAAUAAAAGAUGAAGAUUUCCAUGAUAUUUCCCAAAAAGAUAUCCAUAACUCAGAUGAGGACGGGAUUGUUCAAGAAAUGAUAUCUGAUGUCAGAGAUUAUGACAAGUUCAGACUAAUUGAGAAGGUGGCAUUUUCGUCAAGAUACAGUAUCAUAGAAAAUCCAGCCUUACUGGAUAAGAAAUUCCCUCUUGACGAAUCCAUCAAUAAGUCAAUAGAUACCCAAAAAGCUUUCGUUAAAUUUCAAACUUCCUACAUUGAGAAAUGCAAGGAAAUGAAGGUUCUACCGCUUCCAUUACUGAAGAAAAUCAAAUUCGAUGCUAUUGUGUUAGAUAACUAUCAAGUGACUGGACAAAUAUCAAAAGCUUUAGGAGAUACCAUUCAUUAUCUCGGAACCUACAUCAAAAGCAUCAACCUGACGAACAACAAUAUGGAUGAUAAGGCUACUUCUUGUAUCAUCAAUGGGAUGAUCUACAACCCGAUUGAAACUCUUAUAAUCCAAAAAUAACAUAGUUGGAGAGCUAUCUAUCAAAGCUCUGGCGAGAUUAAUUGAGAUCAAUGAUUCUAAUUGCACAUUUAAUGGUAAAGAAGCUAAAGCUAGGAUCAAACACUUGGAACUGAACAAGUGUAUCUACAACUCACCAUUGAUAAAAGACUUAAUGAAGGAACUUAGUAAGAAUAGAGAAAUAGAACAUCUGAGACUAUCUUCAGUAGACUUUAGCACUGAUGCUAUUAAUAAUUUGGCAAUUCUUGUCUUGAGUAAUUUUAAGUUACAGAAAUUGAACCUAUCAUGGUCUGAGAUAUCCAGCGAUGAAUUGCUGCUAUUUCUAACGCAGAUUCAGAAUGUGAAACAUCUCCAACAUCUUGAUAUUUCUGCUAUUCCUUUUGAAGGACCUCUAAAUGAGAAAUUAGUUGAGUUACUGACUCAGCAUAUUACCAACAAUCCUUCGUUAAUACAUUUAAAUAUUAGCAGUUGUAAUCUGGAAGUUAACCAAGUAAAGACUCUCUAUGAUGGGAUCAAGAAAUCAAAGUCACUCUUGUCAGUACACCUGAGCUGUAAUAUAAAACAUAAAGAUUUGAAGCUUCUCAAGAACCAAAAUUCUGCAAAAUUUGGGAAGCUUAGAUUCUCUAGUGGAAUUAUUAGCUCUAAUAAUAUAUCUACAAUUAACAGAAGUAUGAAAUCUUUGAGUUCUAAGAAAUUAAAUUCAACUCAGAGUAAAGUGAGCAAGCAUAAAUAAACAAACAAUGGCUCUCGAACUUUUCAAACAGAACCAGCAAAAAUAAGCUUGGAUUCAUUCAAGACAAAAAGACCAAAUUUGAAACUGUCGACGAAAGAAUAGUUCUGUACAGAUUCCUUGGCCAUCUAGAAAUGCUUGAUGGACAUGUAUGGAAGUUUAGCACAAGCUGUUGGAUUUGAGACAAGUGGAAGUACACUUGUAUUAUUGCCAAUCCUUUAACAGCACAUUCCAACUUCACUCAGCCAGAGGAGUUUAAUUGUGAUGAUUUUCAUCAAAAGAUCACUUGAGGUAACACUCCAGAAGAGCUUGAAAAGACUUACUCAGACAUUGUUCCAACAAUCACAGGAACAUUCUCAAAAUGGAAGUGACACAAGAUGAUCAGAAUCAAUGAAUUUUAUGACUGAUUACUCAGAAACCGAUUACCAAACGAGAGAAUUUACGUAAAAGAAGAGGAAGAUGACUUAACCACUAAGAUAUCAAAGAUAUUAAACAAUGAAAUUUACACAAUGUAUCGAAACCAGAAGUGCUUCGUAUCUCAGCAAAGACCAACAAUUAUUUAAAACAUUGUUGAAGCAGAACUUUAAGUUUAGAAGGAGAGGGCCAAGGAGAUAUAUCAAGAAGUUUACCCUUCGAAAUGAUGAUAAUGAGAGAAUGAGCAAGAAGCCCUCUCUUCGUAGUGUUGUGCCGAAGACCUACACAACGGAGAAGAUAUUGAAAUGUAUUAAUAAGACCAGGAUUUUUAAUAUCAUAUUCACCUCAGGAGAUCGGAAUAAGACUAUUCUUUAUCGGUCAGAGAAGUACGGAGCUAUUUUUAGUAGAGAGGUCUUCAAGUUGAUGCAGAAAGAUCAUCCUCAUCUUAUGAUUUCACCAGAGGAAUUAUGAGAAAAUCACAAACAACUGAAGAGAGAAUUCCCUGAUCUUACUAAUGAAGAACUCAGCCAGUACUAUGCCUAUGCUACAUUUAUGCCACCUGGUGACACCAAGAUGAUAGUGUGCUUUGAUGAUAUUCAAAGCAAAGAUUCUUACAACCUGAUACAAGGGAUAAUUCCUAUUCGUAACGAGGAGAUUAUAAUUCACAAGAAGAGAAUUAAGAAAAGACUGAUUGUAAGACAGUUCGAAAAGCAUCUCUCUGUGUUUAAAGAUUGGAAACCUGAUACAGAGGCCUCUCUUAAAGCUUCUCUUGACUUUGAUUUUAAGCAUUCAAAGUUAAAGCGGUUUAUUAAAGACGAGGCAGAUUAUGAAGAAGUUUACUCUCUUUUUAAAGAUGAUAUUGUGAAGAUAAAAGAGAUAUUUGAAUAUUGUAUCGGAAUCUCUUCAUAUCCAUACAUUUCAUGGCUAGAGUUCUGCAAUUUAACCAAGGAGUGGAAUAUUCCUGACAAAGGGACUUGACCAAUGAAAGAAAUCGACACAAUUUUCAUCACCACUAAUUUUGAAGAAGUUGAUAUGGAAGAUAACCCUGAUAAGCUUCUGUGUAGAUAUGAAUUUUACGAAAUUCUUGUGAGAAUUGCUAACCAAAAAUACAUAAAGUCCAAAGCGCUAAGUUCCUUACCCAUGGCUGUAGCGAGACUUUUGACUGAAAACAUCUUUGAAAACUCAGAGCAUGUUCUGAGUGGCCAACUGUGGAGAGAAGACUAUCUCUGGACUAUAAACAUAGACGAUCUUUAUAAAGCCAAUCUGAGUUCUCUCAAGUCUAUUUUUGUGAUGUUUAGAAAAAAGAGAACAAAUUAUUGGAGUCUGAAAGACUCUCUGUAUGUUUGAAGAAAUGAACUGGACAUCAAUAUUGAAGCUAAGGAAGUCCAGCUUGCCUUUUCAUUAGCAAAAAUGACAGUUGUUGAUGAAAUGGAGGAGAGCGAGAAGCUAGAUCGUCUGGAAUUUGUAGAAUACCUUGAAUUUAUCGCUCGCUUGGGCCAGAUAGUGUUCAUCAAAAAUAGCACAAUGGGAUUAUAUGACAAAAUUGUUUAUAUAAUGCAGAAGUUCCUUGCCAUAAUCCCUACUGAGGUCAUUCACCCCAGUGCAGAGUACGAAAUUGAGACUGAAUCUGAUGAAGAAGAGUACCAAUAAAUAUUUUAUAAACUUUCAGUG
Moneuplotes crassus is the source of this 4516-nucleotide messenger RNA. The record is from the annotation of a GenBank genome assembly. Lineage: Eukaryota; Ciliophora; Spirotrichea; Euplotida; Euplotidae.